This is a messenger RNA of Solea senegalensis (Senegalese sole), 3974 nucleotides long. It is a transcript of the gene nab2, whose product is annotated as NGFI-A binding protein 2 (EGR1 binding protein 2). Gene Ontology annotation, cellular component: nucleus. Gene Ontology annotation, molecular function: transcription coregulator activity; transcription factor binding. The record is from RefSeq and is a predicted model, not a curated record. Bases 1141 to 2619 code for a protein of 492 amino acids. Gene Ontology annotation, biological process: negative regulation of DNA-templated transcription. The transcript is spliced from 7 exons. Lineage: Eukaryota; Metazoa; Chordata; Actinopteri; Pleuronectiformes; Soleidae.
CACAUCUCCUAUUUGAAAGCCGCCUCUCUACCGGGAGAGGAAGGCUCUUUUUCGGUCAGAUGGCGUGCUGCAGUCCGCCCCCGUCAUUCUCCAGCCCACGCAGAAAGCAAAAAGGCAGCCAGCAACCAAUACGGUGCGCCGGAGGAGGAUUUCUGCCAGUGAUUUCAGACGAGCUACUAUACGCAAAAGGGAUUUACUACGUCGAUCUGAGCAGGGGAAGCUUGCGGCGAAAGGCACUGGGCCAGUUUCACUCAGCAGUACGGACCUGUCUGUGACUUCGGUGAUUGGAGAGACACCUUUGCGUAAUUACGCCCGUCUCCUCUCUCUGUAUCAUCAUCUACCUGACCUGGAGAAGGUAAGACAUGUCUAUUCGCAACUAUUCUGGCUCAACGUGGCUUAUAUGAAAAUUCCUUUCACGAUUGGGGGGAAUAGUUACAGCCUGCCUAUUGUGCUUCAAAGUAGUGGUUUUCAAAUGGGGCCCUGGGGGGUCCAGAGGUCAGUGGCACAUUGCCAAGAGUUUCCAAAACCAUCUUUUUAAAGUAUCAUGAUAUAGAGGUCUAAACAUGCAGUACAUGAAACAUUUUGUAAUCAAAAAGAGGUCUUCAAAAUGUACAUCGAUGACGUUCCUUUCUUAAGAGGUUAUAAGUUUUAUAAAACAUUUUAUACAAAAUCUUUAUUGAUUCAUGGAUUCUUUAGUGUUGGGAAAACCCCCUUGUACGUUUUGACUUGGUAGUCUUCAUCAGGACACAUGUGAUUUUUCUACUUCAGAGUAUCUUGAAUGUCUUUCUGCCACUAAUACUUGAUGGACUUAUGCGUGUGUCCAUGUUGAGCAUCUGAUUUGUUCUUGUUUUUCUUUGCUGUUUUGUUAUUUUGUGACCAAUGUAGCACUCUCCUUAAUUAAACAGAUCAUUGUCAACUUAUUCCAGAGGAAAUAGAUGAGGGGUUGAUAUAUUAUUCAUCUUUUAGAGACUGAUAAAAAAACUGAGAAGCUCUGCUCCAAACCAUGCACAUACAUUUAUUUGUUGAAGAUUUCUAUUGAGUUGUUAGGAAUUUACAAUGUAGUCCAGUUGGCAAAGCCUUUAUUAAAAUAGAUGAUCACAUUUUCCUUUCUCCUGCCUCAUCUGCCCAGUGCCGUGUGCCAUGUCUCUGCCACGCACACUUGGGGAGCUGCAGCUUUAUCGGGUGCUGCAGAGGGCCAACCUGCUGGCCUACUAUGAAACCUUCAUCCAGCAGGGCGGUGACGACGUGCAGCAGCUCUGUGAGGCAGCGGAGGAGGAGUUCCUGGAGAUCAUGGCUCUAGUUGGCAUGGCCACCAAGCCACUGCAUGUGCGUAGGCUGCAAAAGGCCCUCCGAGACUGGGCAGCAAACCCUGCCCUCUUCAACCAGCCUGUUUCUAACGUCCCACUCGGGGGCAUACCGCUCUUCAAAGUUGAUGGAACAGGCACGAGUGGGUCAGCGGGCGGGCCCAGGAAGUCUGUGAGCAAUGGGCAGCCAGGGUCACCGUGUGAAAGGGAGGACCGGACGUGUCUUACUCCAAUGCACAGUGGGAGUCCUAGAAGCCCCUGCUCCCAGGCCUCACCACAACCACCAGACACACACUACAGGGAAAACCUGUCACCCAUGGACCCACAUUGGCUCAGCCCAGAGCCAGAUGGAAACUGCACUUCUACAUCUGGAUUAGAGGAGGAGCCGCCCAGCCCACCUCUGCUGUCAGCAUGUCCUCCUGGUCCCUCCACAUCUCCAAGCCCCUCUGCUUCUUUUGCCCUGGCACCUCUGUCAGCCUGGCCCGGAGGACAGCUGGACGGGGAAACAGCGAGGGCGGUGGUGGAGAGUGUGGAGAGGCUACUCCGGACCCUGCCCAGGUCAGAUCCUGCAGAGGUGAAGACUCUGCUCAGGAUGAACAAGAAGAUGGCAAAGACUGUGGGGCACAUUUUCAAAAUGGGGUCCCAGGAUGUGAACAAGGAGGAGGAGAUCCGAAAGUACAGCCUCAUUUAUGGGCGCUUUGACUCCAAGAGGAGAGAAGGCAAGCAGCUCACACACCAUGAGCUGAUCAUCAAUGAAGCUGCUGCUCAGUUCUGUAUGCGUGACAAUGCCCUUUUGCUGAGACGGGUGGAGCUCUUUUCUUUAGCUCGGCAAGUGGCGAGAAAAUGUGCCUACACCUCCACACUGAAGCAUGCAAGGACAAAUCCAGAUGACAACAGUGUGGUGUCUCAGAAGAGAGCGAGACAUGAGGAGACCGUGUCAUCACUUCUCGGAGCAGAAGGUUCAGAGGGUUUGACCCAGAGGGCAGACGAAGACAGUUUAUCUACAGAAAGCCUGGACAGUGGAUCACAUGACACUGGCUCACAGUGCAACCAGUCUCCUUCCCCCCGCCCCCACACUGACACCUCCAACCCCACCAGCUGGAGUCGCCAUCUCAUACAGCAAACACUAAUGGACGAAGGGCUGCGAUUGGCUCGAAUGGUGUCACAUGAUCGGGCUGGCAAGAUCAGCCUAAGAUCAGAAGGGACCCGCUCCACAGACCAUGACAGUAAAGUGGAGAAGCGGAGCUCAUUACCAGCGUGCAGGAGCAGUAGCCCUUGCAUCACCAAAGACAACUCAAGUCACCGAGGGAAAUGAAAAUGCUUACAGGUUAACAGGGAACUAGUUGUGCUCAACCUGCCAUUGAAGUCCCUUCAGAUUGUGCUGUCAAUGAGCAGGCUUUUCACACACACACGUACUUCACUGACAUCACAAGCCUCCGAUGUUGAGAAAACACUCAUGGACUAGAAAAUGAAUCAAGCAAAUGUCAGAUUUUACCAGCAGUUAAGAUCAUAAACCUGCAGGGACCCGUUAAAAAGUAGGGGAGACACUCUUUCUAUUUUAUUAGGAAAGAUCUGAUAUAUUUUUUAUGUUAUUGGCAUCUGCUUAAAAAAGUGAAAUACUUGACACAGCAGAGGGCACUGCAACUUUAGAAAUGAAAUCUGUUAACCCAGCCCAGCCCGAGUACACCGACAGCAACACAGAUUACUCACGUUAUUUUAAGGCUAUGACAGCUCAUCACCCUCAGGAAACACAUGUGCUGGUUUUUGACACACAUCAGUGUGGAAGUCAGAUUUAUUCCGACGUGAACAGUUUGCCUUGACAUGCAAAGACAAGUUAUGCAUGAGGAGCUGGAAAACGAUUAGUGUUAUGUACUGUAAAAUGAUUGACAUUUCCCAGAGCAUAAUGACACUUAAACACCACGGGGUAGGUUCAGAAACAUUUUGUUCUUUGCUGCAUCAUUUUAUGAACCAUUAUUAUUAUUAUUUACUCCCUCACUUCCUUGAUUAAACAAUUUUGGACAAAAGGCCGGAUAAUAUUUGUAAAAGGAAAUAGUUUGAGGCAUUUAAAUGAUCUGGAAACAUUUCUUUCUAAAAAAAAACAACAAAUAACACAGACACUUUGAUUUCCAAGUGAAAACAACAUUGUCUUUUCUUUUCAUACAGUCAAGUGAGGUUUCUGACAUUGUGCCAGUUGUACAGCCUGCAUUCACAACUAAAUAUUACAGGUACCACAGCAUUUCCCCAUCAAACAGUCGAUGAUUAAUGUACUUUUUUUUAGGUGUAGCAGAAACCCAUGGCCUGUGGUCGUCUGUAUAUGGAAUAAUUUCUUUGGUCAUAGAUGUGGCCAAGGGCAGCCUCGUGUUGGUUUUUUGAAAAAGAGAAAACAUGCAGAAUCUCAUGGUGCUUGAUUUUUCAUAUAGCAGCUCCUAUAAUUUAUUUCAACCUACUGGCCACAAUCAGGAAUAACUGAAUGAUGUUCAAACUCCAUGUUUACUUACAGUGUUGAUAAUGAUCAUGUUAGGAUUUCUGUACCCUCGAUAACAAGAGUAUAUCAGUGAGGUAGCUUUCUGUGAAUCAGUGACACCUGCCUGUCCCCUGAGCAUUAGUAACCUCAGUUUAUUAUGUUGCUAAAAACAGAUUAUUUAUUUUGUUACAUCUCAAUAAAUGUUA